CGUGCUGUAACGCACGGGGCCCAGCUGUUGGGGGUGGCUUACGUCCUACUAAAACCUAUGACAGAUAUUCUAUCACAGGCAGAAAGACGGGACUUAAUCAUAGGACAGAUACUUGAUCACAAGAAACAAGCAUGUUUUGCUUCAUUAUCGAGCUAAACGCUACAAUUUUACAUUCUAAAUGUUUCAAGUAGGCCUAAUCUAUUUUUGUUAUAAUUUUAACUAAAUUUCAUUCAAGGAUUUGUUUCAUUUAUUCAUCUAUUUAAAAAAAUAAUACUAACCGAGCGAUUCAGAAAUUAUCAAAUUACCAAGCAAAUUACACCUUUGGAUCCAUAAAUUAGGUAAUUUUAUUUUCGUCAAUUUGUAUUUAUUAACAAAUGAAGGAAGUUUUUAAAAUUAUAAUAUUUCCUUAGCUUUGUUUAGAAAAAAAAAAAAACAAGUGCGAAAAUUGAUAAAAAUAAUUGUUUACUGGUCCAUAUCGAGUUUGUUAUUUCCGGUUAAAUCACUGCACUGACCUACAUUCUGUUGGAUAUAAAGAAGACGUCACGUGGUGUGUGUGUGUGUUUGUGUCUGUGAAAUUCGGAGAUGCCUCGCGAGACGCGAUUCAAAGCUUGAAGAGAUAAGUGAAGCCAAAUUUUUAAAGUCCGUCCAUCUGGAAAUACUUGGUCUCAUUGCAGCGAAAUACCAACCAGGCAUGUUGGUCGGGUUUAAUGUCAAGGUCGUGUUAAGGUCACCCAAAGGUCAUGUUGAGGUCAUGCCGAGAUGCUGCUGAUGUGGAUGCCCCCGUUAAAUAAUUUACAAGAGAAAAAAACCAAUCAGCUCGAAGUGAAUAACAGAUCUGAUAUGACGUUACAAUGAUUGCGUCAUCUUAGCGAGAGACGGUAACUCCGGCUGCUUUUCCGACCAAAAGUCACCAAUAUGAGGUCAUCACAUCUACAUCCGUCAAAGUGAGAUGCUUCCGAGACUAGAAGAACAACCCCGGCAGGUGGCGCUUUAAGAUAUACACACUGAAAAAGAACAUUGCUUGAAUGUCUGCCAUGAAUUGGACAAGCGAGACAUCACCCGUGAAUGACGUCCUGGAGUUCAAGGGCAACUACUGCAACUUUGUAGGGGACAGAACUCUUCAGCUUGACAACAUGAGAUAUGACCUCUCAGUCGUGUUCUUCAACAACUUCCAGAACUACAGCUUCAAUAACUCCAGCUACUGGCUCAGGGUUUUGAACAAAUUCCCCUCAGAUGACGUCUUUCGAUUCUACCACAUGACCUGUGUGGGCGACACGGCCGACAUGAUGAGAGAAGUGAUCAACAUGUUCACCACCAAGCCCAAUACGACAGAGCCGGGUAACCCAAUCUUUGGGGCUCUGCUUUACCUUUACGUAUCGCCAGUUCUGCUCAUUCUAGGAACUCUGGGAAAUCUGUUCUCUUUUAUUAUAUUGAGACGGAAGCAGAUGCUGAAAGUGUCUUCCUAUUUAUACCUAGCGACCCUGGCUAUUGUGGACACAGUGGUCCUCUACUGUGGACUCUUGAGACACUGGAUACGUGAACUGGCCCAAGUGGACAUACAGGACACCAGCGACGGGGCCUGUAAGUUCAUUGUCACCAUCUCGUAUGUGUCCUCUGACCUCUCGGCUUGGCUCAUCACAGCGGUCACUGUUGAGAGGUAUAUUGUAGUGUGUUUCCCGUUUCGAGCAAGCUCCAUGUGCAAUGUGUCCCGAGCCAAGAAGGUCAUCGCUCUUCUUAUCUUCAUCAUCCUGUCCAUCAAUGUCCACUUCCUUUGGACUGUGGAAAUAGACAACAAAGGCCGAUGUGAGACAGGUAUCCAGCAUCGGGCAGUCAUUGACCCGGUGUGGCCCUGGGUGGACAUCUUCAUCUACAGCACCUUGCCUUUCCUCAUAAUCACAGUACUCAACAUUCUCAUAAUAAAAGAGGUGGCCGGUGCCCGGUCGAAUCGAGUUCUCUUGUCUGGCGCCGAGGCGGACAGCUCAACACUGACCAGUGGUCACACGUCUAGAGUCAGGCGCAGCAAGAUGUCCGAGAGUCAAAGACUGACCGUCCUGCUGCUGACCGUGUCCUUCAUGUUUAUACUCCUGACCCUCCCAAACAACAUUCUACUCAUCUGCACCAGGGUCUGGAACCAAUACCAGAAGGACAUUGAGUCUUCGAAAUACCUGGCCAGAACGUUCACGGAGCUCCUCAUGUACAUCAACCAUUCCAUCAACUUCUUCCUCUACUGCGCCACUGGCAACAAAUUCAGGCAGCAGAUCCUCGACCUCUUCCGGUGCCAGCACCGUCGUCAGAGGCGCGGAGUCCACACGAUGGUCAGCAACACCCACUCCAUCCGGCGCACGUCACAGUCCUACGUGGCCAACGGGGGUGGACACGACGCAGUGGGCGCCCUGAGACGACGAAGCAGCUGCCUGAGCAGCGACGCCAACGGAGACAGCACACAGGAGGGCGACAGCGGGGGGAGCUGCAGCAGGGCCGUCACGGUGAAGGCCUGUGUAACGAAAGGCACCGUCAAGUGCAGCAUCGCCAACGGAGACAAAAAUGGGAACGACCACAGCAAGUCCCGGCCCACCAACGGGAUUCUCCGAAGCCGCCCAACGAAAGACACUCACAAAAGAGAGAAAAGCAACAAAGGCUCGCUACGCCGGUGCUACAGACUAAACCGACACAGCGGCGCAGAUUACGAUGAACACAUUCAUGACGAUGAAUUUAUAGAGGCCGGCACCAAAAAGCCUGGAUCUCUCAGGAACAAAUCUCCGCAGGGAGAUUCUUGUAAAAUGCUAUUCAGUAGCAAGAAACUAAAAACUUCGGCCGCUUCCAAGCUGAAUUCUUCCAUGUCAGGCAAUUCCAGCCCCAAGGAUAAAGAAUAUAUCGUGCUGCACCCAACUAUCAGAUGGUGUGAAGCCUCUGUUCAGUCAUAGAGCAAUGCUAUCCAGAUAUCAGAUAGUGUAAAGCCUCUGUCCAGUCAUAGAGCUAGACUAUCUAGCUAUCAGAUAGUGUAAAGCCUCUGUCCAGUCAUAGACCUAAGUUACCUUGCUAUCAGGUCAUAGCCCUAGGCUAUUCAACUAUCUGAUUGUGUGAAGCAUCUGUUCAGCCAUAGACCUAGGCUAUUCAACUAUCAGAUUGUGUGAAGCAUCUGUUCAGCCAUAGACCUAGGCUAUUCAACUAUCAGAUUGUGUGAAGCAUCUGUCCAGCCAUAGACCUAGGCAAUCCAGCUUUCAGGUGGUGAGAAGCCUGUGUCCAAUCUUGGGAACACAUGCAUCAGGCUUCGGAACAUGUUGUCUCAUGUGAUGUCAUCUAAGAGGUGAUUCAUAAAACAUAUUAAAAUAAGAAUUUUUAAGGCAACCUCAACAGAACAACAUACAAAAUCGAUGGCUGCUGUGAUAUACAGCAGGCGGAACACUAAAAAUAACAAUGAAAAAAAAAAAAAAGCUCUUUUAUGUACUUUUCUACCCUUAUGGUGGAUCCCAGCACGACAAACUGCCCACUAAUUGCUCCAACAUUAACUUGUUUGGUGUUUUUGUAAUUAGUGUUUUUUUCUACAGUGUAGGGCAGCUAGCCCUACGCCCAACCCUCCUCCCUUUGUAGCCGGGCUUGGGACUGUCCUAUGGCUGGGUUAACAUUAACUUACUUUUGUUAAUGAAAUGGGUUAUACAUGUACAAGAUGUAACACAAUUUAGGACGCGAUAUACCUCUCUAUAGAUCGCCAUUGUUAUCGAUACGUAAUGUAUAUAAUAAUGUGAAUGGCCAUUAUUCUUGGCAUGUAUAUAAUUAAUAGUCCAUUAUUCUUGAUAUGUAUAUAAUUAAUAGUCCAUUAUUCUUGAUAUGUAUAUAAUUAAUAGUCCAUUAUUCUUGAUAUGUAUAUAAUUAAUAGUCCAUUAUUCUUGAUAUGUAUAGAAUGUAAAUGACCAAGUAGACGAAUAGCAGAUAUUAUUGGUCUUAUUAAAAAGUUGGCCCUCGUGUGAUCUUAAACAAACAAAUAAAGGGAUUAAACAUUAAUUAAAAAAUGAUGUAUACACUCAUUAUACAAGAUUAACUCAAGCUCAAGAAGAUUGAACGCAUGCAUGUUGAUAUUUAUUUAUAUUCUUUAGUGCGACAAUGUUGACAGGUAACUUUGUUACACUGAAUUUAUUUUCGGCUAACUGUUACAUUUAGAGCUACUACAUUCUGUGGCUCACCACGCACUCACACAAAUACAGCAUUCGGGCAGUUGUCGUCUAUAUUGUUUACGUGCGUGAUUAAUAAACAAUAAAAGACAACGGCUUUGUCUGCUUGAGAUGCAGGAAAAUAUGUAGGUCACAACUGGGUCUGCAUAGUCAUGUGAAACACUGCACGCAUCCUUAAUCCUGGGAAUCGAUGACAUUGCAUUUAUUAGUAUUCAUUGCCAUUACUAAACAAUAGUUUCAUGGAUUCUAUUUAUGGAUAAGGCAAUGGAUGAGUACAGCAUUUGACAGGAGGAUGCAAACUCAGUUUCGACCUACAUAUUUUGCCUCAUCCAAUGCAGACAAAGCCGUUUUCGCCGGGGGCCUAAUUAAGUUUUCAUUUAGUCGUUUCCGCCUGUCUUAAUAAUAAUAAUAAUAAUAAUUUUAUUUAUAAAGCGCUGUUAACAAACAAAAUGUAGGCUCAAGGCGCUGUAAUAACAUUACAAACACAAACACGACAAUAGGAAUAACAAACUAAUCUAAAAAAAGUUUUAAACAAGUAGGUCUUAAUGUUCUUCUUAAAAGUGGUAUAGCAUGUUGUCAGUCUGAGAUCAAUGGGGAGUGAGUUCCAAACCUUUGGUCCGUGCACUGAAAAAGCCCGCAGACCGUAGCUUUGAGGGAGAAACGUGGCACCACUAAAAGCAUUGAGUCUUCAGCAAGGGUCCUUCUUUGAGUCUAUGGAAACUAUUUAGUUACUAUUUACUUGAAAGUUCUCAGCUUUUUUCUCCAUUCAACAAACAGAGGUGAUAACAUAGCAAUCUCUCCGCAUUUCUAGCGCAACAUUUAGUUUACAAAAAAAAAAAAUGCUGUAUAGGCAUUAUGAGUAAAACAAAAUAAUUUCAAACCGAUAAUGAAAAUUUCUAAAUGUUUAUUUUUAUUCUUACAAAUCUUUCUGAAUUCGGUUUGUCAUUCUUUAAAAUAAAAAGACAAAAAUUAAACAUGAUUGAAACAAAUAAACAAAGAUGGCUAUUUGGUCGUGUGGUUUACGCUCUGCACUGACGUUCGGUGGUCCCGGGUUCAAACCCAGCGCGGUGCCAUCCCCUGUCGUGAUGCAGGAGGUUUGAACUAGGGUAAAGAUCAUCUUCAAUUGACCUCAUUCACCAAUCGUAAACAAACAACCUUUAGCCACGUGGUGCUCUAUCUCUUCUUUAUAAUUUACGAUCUCAUGGUUAAUUCAUGAUGGUUGUCACGUGACCGUUUUUUUCGUUGUUGUAUCAAUAAGAUCACGUGACUAAAUGUUGUUUGUAUAGGAUUGGUGAAUUAGGUCCAUUCAGAAGGAGCCUCCUUAAAACAUGUAUUUGAUGAAACAACAAAUACUAGUAUACCAAUACCAUGGCUUUAUUCGACACAAUUAGACUACAGUAAACAGUGAAUGAAACCAGCACGUCUGGCAUAACACUGAUGCAGUACUAUACACACACACACGCACUGGACAUGAAACACAAACACUGGUCAUGAAACACACACACACACUGGAUAUGAAACACACACACUGGACAUGAAACACACACACUGGACAUGAAACACACACACACUGGACAUGAAACACACACACACUGGACAUGAAACACACAAACUGGACAUGAAACACACACACUGGACAUGAAACACACACACUGGACAUGAAGCACACAAACAAUGGACAUGAAGCACACAAACUGGACACGAAACACACACACACUGGACAUGAAACACACAAACUGGACAUGAAACACACACACUGGACAUGAAACACACACACUGGACAUGAAGCACACAAACAAUGGACAUGAAGCACACAAACAAUGGGCAUGACCUUCUGACACGCUGGACGCACGCAGAAAAUCAACUCAGUUACACUACAAUGUCAAACGUUUUACAAACAUUUUACAAACAUUUAGAACUAUAUACAAACAUUUACGGCAGCAGCACUCGAAUGGUCAAGUCAGAAUUGUUAGCCUGGUGCCUGCGUAGCUCUAUAGCUGCUACAGAGGCGUAGUGAACAAAACGUCCGCCCCGGGGCAAGGUACUUUAUUGACAACCCCCACCCCCCAUUUUCCACGAACAUCACAUAGAAAUAUAGGCUUAUAAAUAAAAAAAAAGUAUUUACUAAUAAUAUAAUACAAAUUCCCUUAGAAUGUAUUACCUAACUAAAACAUCUACAAUAAUUUUAUAUUUAGGCGCUUCUCUCCGUAUGCCCCCCCCCCCACCAAGCAAGCUUGCGCCCUGGGCAUCGCGCCCCCCUUGCUCCCCCCCCCCCCCCCAAUUACACCUAUGGGCUGCUAAGCAAUUAGAGCUAAUCAGGUGUCUGUAGUUUGUGUCUUCUUCAGACUUUUUCUGUAUUUCGCCAUAUUGACUUCCCCUUCUUCUCUGAAAUAACCUUUGCACCUUAGUGCUGCUAUUACAUGUCACGUGAGGUCACCAUGUUGUUACAGAACUAAAAAGCCUCAAACCCAAAAUCCUUGUUUCGUUGAUUCCAUAAGGAAAAAAAAAACAACAACUAAUUUGAUCAUACGCGUGGGGCAAGUGUCAGAUCAAAACAAAUGACUGCUUAGCUUUUAUCAACCAUUUCUGUGCACACACGCGCGCGCUCGCACAAGCACACACGCGCGCGCGCACAAACACACAGGCGCGCAGUAUGUUCGUGACGUCGUUUACAAACAACAAACACCCCCCCCCCCCAAAAAAAAAAGGAUUACAUUAAAAGCGACAACUGGACGCUGGCAUGUGAUGUAGACUUCAGUCAGAUUGUAUCGUCUCACAUCGACUUGCACGUCUGUCGUCCAGGGGCGUAACUAGGGAUUUGGGGGCCCGGGGGGAUUGACCUCUUUGGGGGCCCCUUGCAUUUUGACAUUCGACAUAUGACAUGGACUAAUGUACGCAAAAAUAUAUAAGCCCCAAAUCAAAUUGGUUCAGUAUAUCAGUAAACUUAACAAAAAGUAAUCAAGACUCUUUUAAUGAAUAAAAGCUUUGUUUAUUAGUUAAAUAAUGCACAAGUGACAAAUCUCAAUUGAUAUCGCUUCACGUCGUGCAUUCUGUGCAGCAAAGACAUCUAUAACAUCAACUACAUCGAUACUUUCUAGUAUUUGUGACUUCACUGACAUUAAAGCCAUGAUAAGCCUUUCUUGUGUCAUUGUGCUCCUGAGAUAGCUUUUGAUGAACUUGAGCUUUGAGAAUGAUCUCUCACAUGAAUGAAUGGAAGUGGCCUGAGCUAGCAGUAUUCGGAGGAGGUUGCAAAGUUUGAGCACACGUAAUUACCAUAUGAAGCCUGUUUCCUCAAUAUGUCUAUUGGUGAUUGUAUUACUGGUUUGUUGAUGAAAAGUGCUCGUGCAUCAAUGACAUCAUUGAAAAAGCGAUUUUCCAUUUAUUUCAUCAUACAAACAGGAAAAGUAGCACAGUUUGUCAUAAGCGGGUCUUCAUCUAACAGGUGUCUUGGUUCAAGAAGAAACCCAAAGGUAUCCAUUUUCUUUCCAGCCUUUGAAAUCUGCCCUUCAUCUCCAUAUGAAAUCUGUCCAGCACUUCUGUCGCAACACGUUUGAAUUCCAGUUCUAUUGACAGUCCUACAUUAGAACUCAACUUCCCAUCAAGUCUUUUCUUUCUUCUGGUUGUUUUGAUUAUUAUUAUUAUAGCUUUUAUAUAGCGUUACUUUCAUGCUUAUAGCAUGCUCAGAGCGCUUUGGUCCAAUCUAGGAAUUUUCCGUUCUGCCUUUAGGCGCUCAGUAAACGCAACUCUGCCCGAGUCGGGUGUCGAACCUCGAGUCCCCUUCUAGGUAGCCAAGACAAGCCAAGUUCAAGCGCACUUAGCCUCUCAACCACGCUUCCCACAGGGAUUACACGGAAUCCAUAGUAUUCACUACCUUCUUUUGCUUUUUUGAUGGAUUGGGUUUUUGUCAGUUUCUCAUCAUUUUGCAGAAAGCAUGAAAGGGUUUUAAUUUCUUUAGCAGCUUUCCGUAUAUGCAGUCCAGACUUUUGUAGUUUCUUCCGAACUAUAUUAAUUGGGAGCAAGAGCUUUGACCAGAAUUUCAGAUAGGCAAAAAAUUCUUAAUUUUCCACUGCAUGAAGAAGAUUCUGUCCUAAUAUUAUAUGGUACUACGUUUAUGUUUUGUGCGCAAGCAAAAGGAUUCAGAGCAUACAAAAGUGGGAAAGAUCCAUAUCUCGUUAUGCUCGAGUAUAGAAAUACUCCGAUAAGUGGACUGCCGUAUUCACCAUCACAACUGGUGACGAGUAGAAGACUCAGGGAAUCAUUCGAACUGAUCCCAAACUAUUGAAACCAUCGGUAGCUGAAAAUGCAGAGACAUUACUCAACGAACGACAGAUGAAAAGCAAAGUGAAAUACAAUGCAAAAGCAAGACUACCUAAAGAUAAUUCUGUCGGAGAGUUCGUCUAGGUCAAACAUGGCAGAAAGCAGUUAUAAAAAACAUUCAGCACCCAGAUUUUACAUCAUAAAGACAAACGGAAAAACAUACAGAAGAAAUCAACGCUUUUUGAAUAAGAGUUUCGAUGAAGGCAUCUCUGGGUACUAUGAUACCGAUGGAGACAAUGAACUGCAAACUGUUGGAACAAACGAAACAGACAGUUAUAGACCAACGUCUAGAGAACUUGUUGUGCCAGUCAAGACAACCAGAAGUGGACGAAUUGUUAAAGUUCCUAGUAGACAGGGCCGGCCUUAGGCCACUGCAGCCUAUGCGGUCGCAGUGGGCCCCGCGCUUUCAUAGGACACGCGCUAAUUCUAAGUGUACAUUAUUAAAUUAAACCAUUAUAACGUAUAUAAAAUAACAGGGUUUUCGUGACCUCCUGAUUUUCCAGGGCCUCCAGGAAAUCUCAUAAAAAGGCAAAAUAUACGAUAAAGUCCUGAACUUUUUUUGAAUUUAUUCAAAUCUCCUGAAGAAUAGACGAAAUUUACAUUUUGGGGUGCCAAUAAAUAAAAAGUGGCAUUGCGAGCUUUCAUUUGAUAAAAAUAUAUUGCAAAGACGAAAGUAGGCCUAUUUUCUAAUUAAAAAAAAAUAAUAUUGACAUUAUGCUCAUCCCUACCCAGACUAGGCCCCGCGCGCUCCGCUUUGCAUAGGGCCCCGCAAAUGGUAGAUAUCACUCUUAAGAACUUUAAAAGGAAGGGCGUGAUAAUAACUUCAAAAGGAAGGAUGUGCUAAUAUUAUAUGAUAUUACGUUAUUGUUUGUUGUUUAUGUUUUGUGCGAAAGCAAAAGGAUUAGAUGGAAAUAAAAAUAGAGUUUCCAUUGGAUUGAGGAAAGAUGAAUAGAGGGGUAAUAACUCGAGUGUGAAGUUUAAUUCUGAAAUUAUAGACACCAAACCCGAAUAAUGGACUAUUCUAGCAUUAUUAAGAAUAACUUUUGGAUCUGUUAUAGGCUACUCGAUUCUGUAAAUUUUGCUUCAAGGUUAAUUAGUAUAGCCAUAAAAUACUCGCCAUUUAGAUCUAUUAUUAGUAAAGGUAACAAGAUACCUGGAAUUCGCUGUAUAUCAUGCAGUUUUAUUCGUGGCAACAAAGUUAAAAAUGUAAAACUAACUUUAAAAAAAAACUUUGAUCUCUGUGGGAAAAAAUAUUUUUAAAAUGUCAACAAAGUCAACGUACUGAUAGACCUAGAUCUAGAUUUAGUCUUUGUGAUAAAUUUUAAAUCCAUAAAUGUUGAAAAAAAAGACACCCGUUGACACUAUUUGUCAAUCAAAUAUAUUAAUUUAUGUAUUUACAAAUAAAUUUCGGACACCCAUUUGGGGGCCCCCCCUAGGUGGGGGCCCGGGGGGAUUUUAAAUUUCUCCCCCCCCCUCCCCCCCCCUUAGUUACGCCACUGCUGUCGUCAUAUCACGAUUUAUGCAUAAAGGUGGACACCUUUUUUAUAUAUAAUUGUCUUAAUGAACAAGGGCAGAAACCUCUAAUGUCAAUUGUCCGCGUAACGGUAGGAAGGCAUGCCCACCCCCUCAUUUUCCACUGUCAGCGCCUUGUCGAGGGUGUCCCAAAACCAAUUCCAGUUUUUUCUUGUUCUCAUUUGUUUUGAGUUCACUGGGGACUAGGGGAAGUAAUCUUAAAGGGAGGGAAACAUCCACUCUGUUUAGUUAACAUCUACUCAAGUAUUAGAUGACAAUCUAGGUUUAAUCCCAGAAAAUAAUGCUAACCAUUUUGAUUAGUUUUAUCAACAAGGCUUAUUUUGUAGAAUUCAUUUAUUUUCAAUGUUGAUAUAUUUGUCCAAAUUGAGGCGAUUCAAUUGUAACCGUGCAAAGGACAGAUAACCCUAGGAGCUUUUUUUAAUUUUGCGAAACUGCUAAAUAUGAAUUCACAAGACAUUUUUAUGUUAUUUAUUAUGCAACCUCUGUUUGGAAAUAUGGUAUAGGUUUAGCUGAAUAAAUUGAAUAGCAUUUAAUAAUGUGUAUUAAAUAAGAAACAUUUACUUUGUUUUAAAAACUCACAAAAUAUUGACCUUGACCCUUUAGCCAGGCCCAUUACGUAAAGGGAAGCGGUGGGAAGGGAGGGUGUCUUUGUUUAAAUGUGUGAUGGAGUGCCCUUUUCUGUGACAUACAGCGAUGGCCUCGUGACGCCCCUGAUCGAUGCAGCGUGCUUCCUUAACUCCCAGAGGAAGACUGUAAAAAAGUUGGCUCGCUUCAAGAUGGAUGCUCGAGCAAUAUUAAGUCAAUAUUACAGUGAGGCUUCCCAACGCUGAUAUACACGUUUCAAACUGUCGAUAACGCUGAGGCGAAGGCUCUUGAAACUCGAGGCUACCAAAUUAAGUAACAAGAGUUCACUUUCAACGGCCUGGCUGGACAGGUUGUUCUGUUGGGAAGAAAUCCAAGCUGGUGUUUAUAUAUCACACCACUAUUUCCAGUGAUUCGGAGCCUCAUGGCGUACGGACUAGAAACGUGGCUGAAUGCCGAGCACACCAGGGAGCCCCGCCAUUUUUCUUAUAUUCACCACACUAAACGUGCGGGACUUUAUCAAAAGGUUCCUUGAGGAAAGGCUUGUGGACAUGAUCACAGGAGUACUGUGCAAUGGGAAUUAUUAAGCACUCCUUAGUCCUUGAACAGUUGGGGCACCAUACAGGAUCCGUCGAACAUCUUUCUCCAUUCCUCUCUGCCUUUUGCCUUGGAUAGAAUUUCAUUCAAUGACAGGCCCAUUUAUUCUUUAAUGUUGUCUUCCCAUCGCUCUCUCUGUCUGCCUUUUUCCAGAUCCUGUUCCUGGUAAUGUUCCGUGAUAAGUUAACUCUUUCUCUCCCAACUGACGAUACCAACGUUGAAUCUAUCAGAACGCGUUAAAUAAUAACGGAGAGUAAGAGUUAAGACACACUGUCUCAAUACAUUUAAUAACAUACCGUAUUACGUAACGGACGUCUGUAAAAAAAAUUUACAAUAGUAUGUUGCACACACACAAUUUUUUUACAAUUUGUUGAAUUGUAUGAUUUUGCUCAACAGUGAUAAUAUUUUCAUUAGAACUUUUCAGACUGUGAUGAUAUUGUUUUGUUAUUGGUUUCUUGUAGUUGUUAUUUCUUUUAUUGGCGUUGUAAUUUAUUUGCAUUUGUUUUCUAUUUUCCUAUGCGAGUAGUUAGUUGGCCUUAGUCAAUUUUUGAAUCUUUUUGUGUGUGCCUGUUUGUUUGUUUGCUGUCUGUGUGUUCUACGUGUCUGUCACGAAUCGCUAUUGAAUUUUUCAGUUUUCAGAGGCUAUUUAAAACAACAAAAAUUUAAAAAUUACUUUUUUUAAAUAAGUUUAUAUUAGGGAAAGUACCUCGCUAUCACUGCCACAGGGGUCAAUACUGUAAGACUUAUCUUCCCUUUCUUUUAUAAAACACCUUUAAUUAAUUGCCAUUGAUUAAUGAAAUGGCUAAUGUUUUGAUUGAUUUAUGAAUUGUCAUCGACUUUGGAUAAUCGUACUAAAUUUCAACUAGAUCUGACAAGGGGAAAAGGGGGGAAAAACGUGUUAAAAAAUCCACCCAGACAGACAUACAGACAGAGUAAAUUUAUAUAAGCUUUGUAAAAAAAAACAACAUUAAGAAUUAUUUUAAAGACAACUUCAAAACCAAAGGUCAUUACGUCUGUCAGAAAUUUAUUCACUCUGUGUAGAAGUUAAAAAAAAACAAGAAAUAUUCUAUUAAGAAAGAUCUACGCAUCUAACUAUAUUUUGCACACCGACCAUAAAUAUACACCGAAACUCAAAUCACCAAACAGGAAGUUCAAGAUAUGACGUAAUGCUCUUCAUUUCCAAAAUGGCUGCCUGGUCGUGUGAUACCACGUGACGUCCGACCUGUGACGUGGCUUAGAUCUAUUAGUCCAAACCGCCCACAAGUAGAGACCUCGCUAGCCAGUGUUGCGGCCCUCUAUAACAAUUAGUUUCGGUAAAACCAACUAACAAAACCUCUCCAAAGCCUUUGAAACAAUUUAGUUUUUUUUUAAAUCCCAAAACUUAUUUUGCCAGAAGAUCAAUAAAAAUUGACUGAAAUAAAAACUAAAAUAUCUCAUAUCUAAAAUGCAUAAGCUAAAUGCGUUAUAUAACUAAUAUAUGUCUGAGCUUUUAAUAACUCCUGGCCCGGAUUGAGUGGCUGGUGUUUGUAAAAUUAAAACAUUUUUUUUUACUGACAUGAAUAGCAGUCAGCGUUUUACUUACUUUCAAAUCGACGAUCAUAUUUAUUGUUAAAGGUUAAAGUUCAUUAUACUCACCUAUGUUUGAUGAUGAUAUAUUUAAAAAAGCGUUUGAAUUGAUGUAACUGAUAUAUAACUAACUAUUAACACAUACAAUAAACAAGACUGUAA
This is a messenger RNA of Biomphalaria glabrata, 12926 nucleotides long. Its product is annotated as thyrotropin-releasing hormone receptor-like. Gene Ontology annotation, molecular function: G protein-coupled receptor activity. The record is from RefSeq and is a predicted model, not a curated record. Gene Ontology annotation, biological process: G protein-coupled receptor signaling pathway. NCBI's taxonomy places the organism in Eukaryota, Metazoa, Mollusca, Gastropoda, Planorbidae. Bases 1026 to 2924 code for a protein of 632 amino acids. The transcript is spliced from 10 exons. Gene Ontology annotation, cellular component: membrane.